Molecule: messenger RNA, 1810 nt
Organism: Sarcophilus harrisii (Tasmanian devil)
Lineage: Eukaryota; Metazoa; Chordata; Mammalia; Dasyuromorphia; Dasyuridae
Gene: ARMH1
Product: armadillo like helical domain containing 1
Exons: 12
Coding region: 249-1571 (440 amino acids)
Source: RefSeq, a predicted model, not a curated record
AAACCUAAAGACUUUGGUGGUGGGAACUUUCCUUUUGGUGAUGGGAGCCGUGGCCACGGCACCCACAGAAGCAUUGUCCAGGCUACACCUUCCCCGGGAUGAACAGGCCAACAGUCUGGGGUGAGGGCAUCGGGGGGAGUGGAAGAAUGUUGCUACUCUUAGGACUCUUAGAUUGAAACCAUCCAUGGAAACUGGUCAGCAGUUGGUGUUGAUGGUGACAAAUAAGGUUUGCUGCAAGCCCCAGACUCAUGACCUCCAUCAAGGAGCAGGCAGCCAUCAGCCGGCUGCUGAGCUUCCUGCAGGAGUGGGACAAUGCCGGCAAGGUGGCCAGGUGCCACAUCCUGGACAGAUUCAUCAGAUUCAACCACAGCAAGACAGCCCCGGAGCUGGAGCAGGAGUUUUCCCAAGGGGCCAGCUUGUUCCUGGCGCGGCUGACCACGUGGCUGCGGCUCAGCUACAUGGCGGGGACCUGCUUAAAAAAGCUGCUCAAGUCCAUCGGCAUCUUCCUCUCUGCCGUGAGCAGUAAUCGGUACCUGGUGGAAUUCCUUGAGGUUGGAGGAGUCUUAACCCUUUUGGAAAUCCUUGGACUAGAGAAAGUAAAGGAAGAGGACAAAAAGGAGGCUGUCCUGCUGCUGCAGAUGGUCGCCAACUGUGGACGGAAGUACAAGGAGCUCAUCUGUGAGAGCUACGGUGUGCGAUCCAUCGCAGAAUUUAUGGCAAAGUCCAAGUGCGAAGAUGCCCAGGAGGAGGUGCAGAUCCUGCUGGACUCUCUGGUCCACGGGAACCCCAAGUACCAGCACCAGGUGUACAAAGGCCUGAUUGCUCUGAUACCUUGUGCCAGCCCCAAAGCCCAGCAGCUGUCGCUUCAGACGCUCAGAAUAGCCCAGGCCAUCGUGGGGACGGUGCACCCCUCCAUAGUGGAGUUCCUGAUGGGGGUCCUGCGCACCAUGCACCUGGAAGUCCAGUACGAAGCCAUCGAGCUGAUCAAGGACCUCAUCAAAACUGACGUCCGGACUGCCCUGCUUAAAGGGCUGGUUGGGCUCCUGAGACCAUCGGCCAAAGACAUCUCCAAGCUUCAGCCCAAGGUCUUAGAAGAUCCAGCAGUAUUUCAGGUCUCUGGACACCUUCCUGUGUUUCUGCAACAAGCUGCAGCCGCCAAGAUCAUUGGGAUCUUAUCUCGGAAAUCCAUGUCGGUGGCACAGGAGCUGUUGUCCCUGCAGGUGAUCAGUGAGCUGAUGUUCACCAUGGGCAAUCGGGACCACAGCAACAGCCAGCGGCUGGCCAGCCUCACCCUGGAGUACUUUGUCCAGACGUUCCCCAUAGUGAAGGAGAAUGUGCAAACGGCCAUGGGGGAUACCCUGUUUCAGCUUUUCAUGGACAACACAGAGGACUUGUACUUGAAUAUGGACAGCAUCCAGGCCGACAUCCUGGCCUCCAACAAGAUCAACAUCCCUUUCGUCUUCAUCCCCCCGAUUCCCUGGGAGAGCCUCCAAGUCCCCAAGUCCGGGGAAGAAGACGACAAGAAAGAGGAAGUGGCUAAGGAGAGUAAAAAGCAGACGAAGUUCCUCUAAAAAAUUGCCCCACCUCUGGCCUAGUACCCCUCACCCCUGCCAGCAGCCGCCCACUAAAGUGGGGAAAGAGGAGGCUACUGAGGCCGAAGAGGUGCAGAAGCAGCUAUGGGGAUGCCGGGAGGGGAGGCUCCCCAUCCUGGGGUUCCAUGGCUGCCCCUUCGAUGCCCCUCCAACCUCUGUGUUUCUGAGGAAUGUGAGCCCAAUGAAUGGAGCCCAGGCAAUAAACAGUGUCCUUUCUU